Scylla paramamosain (green mud crab) is the source of this 3838-nucleotide messenger RNA. RefSeq lists its product as uncharacterized. The record is from RefSeq and is a predicted model, not a curated record. Lineage: Eukaryota; Metazoa; Arthropoda; Malacostraca; Decapoda; Portunidae. The coding region runs from base 1461 to 2906 and encodes 481 amino acids. The transcript has 2 exons.
ACGCGUGGACGGCGCUGAUGGCGGCCAGAACCUCUUGGGCGUCUUGGUCACACACGGCCAGGCGGAGCCCCUCCAGGCCCCGGCACUCCUGCAGCAGUUGUGUGCCGGCACCACUUAGGUGACCCCUGAACCACUUAAGGUUCUUCGCCACUCGCAAGAUGUCGCUCCGUUGAUCUUGACUCUCCAGCGUCACGUGAAUAGGGCGACUCCUCCGUGCGUCAGGCUGUCCAAGUCGUAUCGUUGCCCAUACAUCAGUGGGUAUCGGUCCGGCGUAACCCGCGGCUUCCAGCACUGUCUAGAUCUUCUCUCCAUCUGUCGUUCCCAGGCCGUCGUCAUCCUCCGAGACCCCAGUUAUAACCAAGUUCCGCACCCUUUCUAUGGCGCCAAGGGAUUCUAGGAACCGGUUUUGCUGGUGGCUAGUCAUGUAGGCUUCAUCGAGUCUUGUAUUCAGUGAUUCUAUUUCUUCCUUCAUCUCCUUCACAGCUGCCAAAUCUUCUGGAAUAUUUCUUAUUUCUUCGAGUAAUUCAGAGCUCGGUGGCUGCUCUUCAUGAGGCUGAUGUGCAACAGUUGUUCUCAGUGCACAUUUUAGCUGCGCCGCUGUCAGUUUAUUGAUCUCCGUAGCAGACAAUGCCUUCACUGUGUUUACAUUGUCAUAACUAGCCAUCUUGGACAAACAAACAAUUAUCUUUGCAUCCCGUUUUCUUCAGUGGUUUGGCGUCGCCGUUACCAUAGCAACGGUUUUCACAGCGGUGCAGAGGGGGUGGGGCCGGUGUUGAUCGGCCACAUUAUAUUCUAGCUUCUAACUACCGGCUAGCUUUCUUCAGUGGGCUACAAGUAACUGAGUCUUGGCUCCACUCUACCCUCGUGCAGCUCCUUAGGCAAUAUAUUGCCUGAUCUAAGCUUGUAUGGCAGCAGAAUCUUGGCAAAACUUGGAGCUCUAUCCAGGUCUGUUUGUUGAUGUUUGCAGCGCCAUCUACACAGUGCCUUAAGACUUUGAAACUAUUUCGGAACUGCACGAUGCAGGACUACCUGCUCUACCAUCACCUCAGGACAGAACGCAGGAAGGGAGGGGGGAAGGGCGGAGUGGCCCCUAAUACCUGCCUGUCAACAUUCCUGCCGGAGUAGAGGCCCUGUGGGUGAGAGUUACGCCCCCCUGCCAUCUCAGCAACACAGCCUCCAUCAUCGUGUGCGUCGUGUACCACCCCCCACGAGCCACCUCAGCACAGUUACUCACCACUCACAUCAGUGACACUGCUGAUGGUCUAAGUGUGAGGUAUCCUGUUGCCAAGCUGGUCAUCUGUGGGGACUUUAACGUAUAUCAGCGAUUGUAUAUCAGCGAUAUCUUACACCAGCUACACCUCACCCAGGUCGUGAACUUCCCUACCACCCAGCAAGCCACCCUCGACCUUAUACUGACACACCUAUGCCAGCAGUACUCGUCCCCCAAGUCGCUGCCUCCCAUGGGACGGAGCACCCACCUCUCCAUACUGUGGACACCCACACCCACCACCUCGACCCCCUGGCCAGCUGUCACCAGGACCCACCGUUCCAUGCCUGACUCAGCCAUGAGGGAGGUUGGGCAGUGGGUGACACAACACCCGUGGACCGAGGUGCUGGAUGUGGAGGACGUCAACUCAAAAUGGCACAAUUACGUCACCUCCACCACAGAAGCCUUCCACCGCUACUUCCCAGCCAAGAAUGUCACAGUGCACACAUCUGAUGCCUCCUGGAUGACGCCCAGCAUUAAAAGACUCAUGCAUCAGCGGAUGUGGUCGUUCCACUCCUGCCCGGUCCUAUACAGGAAGCUAAGAAACAGAGUGAUCAGGGAGAUUAAGGCUGCCAAGUCAAGCUAUUACCCGGACAAGAUACACCACUUCAAGAAGGCCAACAACAGACAGUGGUACGCUAGCAGCAAAGCUUUGUGUGACCUACAAAAGCACACUUCAUCUCUUCCUUGCACCUCACACCUUCCUGCUAAUCUCGCGGCUCAGGAGAUGAACGACCACUUUGCCGCUAUCUGUCACACCUGCCCUCCUCUCCACACCACUCCACUUCCUGACCAUCUUCCCGCCCCCUCCCCUCCCCCCACUAUCCAAAAGGUGGAUGUUUUUAAGAGGAUACUUAAAGAUACCAAGAUACCAAGAUACCAAGGAUACUUAAAGAUACCAAGAUCCACCACACCCACUGACCUUCCCAUAUGGGAAGAGCCAGCAACACCGCUAUGCCCCAUAAUAAACGCCUCUCUUUCCCAACACUCUUGCCCCGCGGACUGGAAGACAUCUUAUGUCUCUCCCAUCCGCAAAGCUUCCAGUCCACAGUCCCUCGGUGACCUCAGGCCAGUCUCUAUCACCCCCGUCCCUAGUUUUAUUUGUGAAGAUUUUGUGUACGACUGGGCCUACACCAAAAUUUGUUAUACCGUGGAUAUCAGACAGUUUGGAAAUAUUAUAGCCACCUCCACCUCCCAUUAUCUGACCAGCUUCCUUGACUUCAUCUACAGCCACCUGGAGAAGCGAAACACCUCUCUAGCUGUUGCUUUUGUGGACUUCAAAAAGCCUUUGAUCUUGUUGAUCAACUUUGUUCUCUUCAGCAAUGCAAUUAGUCUGGGUCUCCCUCCCAACCUGGUAGCGUGGCUAGCCAACACCCUCUCAGGGAGGCGUCAGGCCGUUCGCUAUCAGGGCUCUGUCUCUAAUAUCCAACAGCUGACAUGUGGGGUCCCCCAGGGGACCAAGAUGAGCCCACUAUGCUUCCUCCUCCUGAUUAACGACGCCCUCACUGACACCCCCCUCGCUGGAAGUAUGUGUACGACUGCACCGUGGGCGUCCCAGCCUCCAAAAGGAACCCGGACUACUCGCCACUGCAAGUCAUUUUGGAGCGACUGCAGACAUGGACGGAGGAGAGCAGGAUGACCAUCAACCACAGCGAAACUGUGGUGAUGCAUUUCUGUACCUCCUCUGUACCAGUGCCCUCUCCCCAGCUCAGAGUGGGCCCUCACCCCCUCCAGGUGGUCCGAUGUGCCUCUGGAUGUGCUUCUCGGAGUCACGGUGGACGACCAGCUGACCUGGAAGCAGCAUGUCGCCAGCACCGUAAGAUCCGCUACCUACAAGCUGUACAUGAUGCGCAGACUCAGGUCGCUGGGGACACUGACAGACGAGUUAAGGGGAGUGUGCCUCACCUUCAUCAUCCCCAAACUCAUGUACGCCUCCCCAGCGUGGUCCUCCUCCCUCACACACACUCAACAGCUCCAGCUGGAGAGAGUGCAGAAGAGAGCCUGCAGGGUCAUCUUUGUCCCUGCCUACACCACCUGUGAUGAAGCCCUGACCACCCUGAGUCUGUUCAGACGUCCAGACUAUCCACCAGGCACCGAGAGGCUCUGGAGAAGUUUUGAAGGGGACUUCUGCAUCAUCCACGCCUCAGACACAUGCUGCUGCCUGACGCACCUCGCCUGGUCCGAGCCACCAGACACCACAACAAGAUAGCGCCCUUAAAGGCGCCGCGCACGGACCGAGACAGACUCAGCACGAUUCCCACCAUGGUGCGAGCCAUCAAUCAACAUCAAUCAACAGUAUUUCGCCUUUAGAUUAGGCUUAGCUUCAGGAUUAAUGUUAAGUAUUUUCCCAUCCCCUCUGUACAUUUUCAGUUUGUAAACUGCCUUAUUAAUAAACCAUUUAUUAUUAUUAUUAUUAUUAUUAUUAUUAUUAUUAUUAUUAUUAUUAUUAUUAUUAUUAUUAUUAUUAUUAUUGUGUUUAGUGUUGGUGGUAUAUAGUCUUGCCUCGUUAGUGCCUCAUUUUCUACUUUCUAAGUGUGUGCAAUAGAAAACACAGUGAAAACAAUUACCAGG